This is a messenger RNA of Peromyscus leucopus (white-footed mouse), 2621 nucleotides long. It is a transcript of the gene Wdr20, whose product is annotated as WD repeat domain 20. The record is from RefSeq and is a predicted model, not a curated record. Gene Ontology annotation, molecular function: protein binding. Bases 55 to 1809 code for a protein of 584 amino acids. The transcript has 5 exons. Lineage: Eukaryota; Metazoa; Chordata; Mammalia; Rodentia; Cricetidae.
UGCGCGGUGGGCGUGAUCCGGGCACUUAGGGCAGGAUGAACGCUGCUUUCCAAGAUGGCGACGGAGGGAGGAGGGAAGGAGAUGAACGAGAUUAAGACCCAAUUCACCACCCGGGAAGGUCUGUACAAGCUGCUGCCGCACUCGGAGUACAGCCGGCCCAACCGGGUGCCCUUCAACUCGCAGGGAUCCAACCCUGUCCGCGUCUCCUUCGUAAACCUCAACGACCAGUCUGGCAACGGCGACCGCCUCUGCUUCAAUGUGGGCCGGGAGCUCUACUUCUAUAUCUACAAGGGGGUCCGCAAGGCUGCUGACUUGAGUAAACCAAUAGAUAAAAGGAUAUACAAAGGAACACAGCCUACCUGUCAUGACUUCAACCACCUAACAGCCACAGCGGAGAGUGUCUCUCUCCUAGUGGGCUUUUCUGCAGGCCAAGUCCAGCUCAUAGACCCCAUCAAAAAAGAAACUAGCAAGCUGUUUAAUGAGGAAAGACUAAUAGACAAGUCACGCGUAACCUGUGUCAAAUGGGUUCCUGGUUCGGAAAGCCUUUUCCUAGUAGCCCAUUCAAGUGGGAACAUGUACUUAUAUAAUGUGGAGCACACUUGUGGCACCACAGCCCCCCACUACCAGCUUCUGAAGCAGGGAGAGAGCUUUGCCGUGCACACUUGCAAGAGCAAAUCCACGAGGAACCCUCUCCUUAAGUGGACGGUGGGCGAGGGGGCCCUCAACGAGUUUGCUUUCUCCCCAGAUGGCAAGUUCUUAGCGUGUGUGAGCCAGGACGGGUUUCUGCGUGUGUUCAACUUUGACUCAGUGGAGCUGCACGGUACAAUGAAAAGCUACUUUGGGGGCUUGCUUUGUGUGUGCUGGAGCCCAGAUGGCAAGUACAUUGUGACAGGUGGAGAGGACGACUUGGUGACAGUCUGGUCCUUUCUAGACUGCCGAGUAAUAGCUAGGGGCCAUGGGCACAAAUCCUGGGUCAGUGUUGUAGCAUUUGAUCCCUAUACUACUAGCGUAGAAGAAAGUGACCCUAUGGAGUUUAGUGGCAGUGACGAGGACUUCCAGGACCUUCUUCAUUUUGGCAGAGAUCGAGCGAACAGUACACAGUCUAGGCUGUCCAAACGGAACUCUACAGACAGCCGUCCUGUAAGUGUUACCUAUCGGUUUGGUUCAGUGGGUCAGGAUACACAGCUGUGUUUAUGGGACCUUACAGAAGACAUCCUUUUCCCUCACCAACCCCUCUCAAGAGCAAGGACACAUACAAAUGUCAUGAAUGCCACAAGUCCGCCUGCCGGAAGCAAUGGGAACAGUGUCACUACGCCUGGGAACUCUGUGCCCCCUCCAUUGCCGCGGUCCAACAGCCUUCCACAUUCGGCCGUCUCCAGUGCUGGGAGCAAAAGCAGCGUCAUGGACGGGGCCAUUGCCUCUGGGGUCAGCAAGUUUGCAACUCUGUCUCUGCAUGACCGGAAGGAGAGACACCACGAGAAAGACCAUAAACGAAAUCAUAGCAUGGGACACAUUUCCAGCAAGAGCAGUGACAAACUGAAUCUAGUUACGAAAGCCAAAACGGACCCAGCUAAAACUCUGGGAACAUCGCUGUGUCCUCGGAUGGAAGAUGUUCCCUUGUUAGAGCCGCUGAUCUGUAAAAAGAUAGCUCAUGAAAGACUGACUGUAUUGGUAUUUCUUGAAGACUGUAUAGUCACUGCUUGUCAGGAGGGAUUUAUUUGCACAUGGGCAAGGCCUGGUAAAGUGCCGGCAGAGCAGUUCUGCAGGCAGGAGGACAGAGUGCCAGGUGUUCUCCAAGACCAGAACUAAAGGGCUUGUUGUCAUCCCCAAGCCAGGCCAGUUCUCCAGGUGGGACUGUAGUGUAGCAGCUGCGUGCUGCUCCCUCCCGGGCUCCCCCGGACACGCGUGGACUGAGGGAGUGACAGACGACAACGGAGCCAUGAGCUGCGCUGGAGCCACAUGCAGGCGGCAGGCAGCGGCAGUCUGCAGGGCUGUGUGGAGCUGCUAACCCAAAGAGUUGCUUCCAUUUUUAAGUCAGUCUGUUGGGGCUGCAGUAAAAAAUGAGAAAUGGAGUUUUCUUGCUUUUUACUCUAAAAUUCAAUGUAACUAAAUCCCAUAUAUAAUAUAUAUACAUAUAUACAUAGUGUAAAGUCAAAUGUUUCUUGGACAAGAAACCUUCAAUUCAACUGUUGUGAAUAGCACUUGGCUCUGGUUUUGCACUGAUCUAUUUUAUACCUUAGGUAGUCAUUAGACAGCCUGGGAUGCACUCAUGAAGACAGUUGGCACCUUCUGACUUCAAUACAUACUUCAGAAAGACAGAUGCUGCAAUCAUAGAUUCUAAAAAAUUGUUUGCACUUAAAAUAGUUUAAUGCUAAUAGAAAAUGACUUUGAAUAUGGGGGUAGUGGACUCCCAGCCUUCACAAUGUGGAGUGAAGAAACCCUUUUUAUCUGUUAACAUUUAUUUUAAUACUGUUGUUUCCAAUGCAAUCAAGCCUGUAUUAUAUGUGUAAAUAAUGUAAUUCUGAAGUUGGGAAAUAGUUACUUCACUAGUAAUUUUCAUCAUUUAAGAGUGAUAUUUCUAAUUCACAAAAACAUUAAUAUUAAAAUUAUCUUGAAUAUAC